AUGGGCCGAGAGAGGCAUGCGCCGCCUCCGACAACUACAGCGAACGAGGGUGGCCGGCACAAAAUUAGGCCAAAUCACUUUCAUGACUUGGACGACUUCAUCGAAUGCACUGAUGGAAGCAAUUCCAGCAGGGAUUUGAGAUUCGGUUGGGCCAGCGGCCACGAAGAGAGACUCACCCCCGGAACGAUUGUCUACAUCAGGGACAACCUAGCAAACAGUCGAAUAAAUGACACGGUGAUGCUUGUACUGCGCAGGAGCACCGACACGCAAUCUUCCUUGACAUGUCUGUCCUUCUGUGCGCACCGCGGCCGUAAACUGUCCUCGCUCUACAAGACGCAUCGGCUUGUUGUGCCCCCGGCGCAGCCGGCCCGCACAGUCACAACGUCGCCAAGACAACCGGGUCCUGUCAUCGCAAAUACCAGAGAUGGAGGGCUGAAUUUAAGACGUGUUGAGGUCGAGUUGUAUACCAACGGCUUCCGGCCUAAACCUGAACUGACAUUGAACUGCGAGGAGUUAUGGAAUGUGGAACGCGAAGUCGACGUUGCGGUCAUCGGCGAAGUGACUGCACCAUCGUUUAGAGAAGUGAUCGCUCAUGUAAAGAAGCUGUUCUGUGACUCAUUAGACCAGGCUGUGGAUGAUGGGGACGACCCUUCAGCCGUCGAGGGAGGAGCAGGACCAACGAUACCGCCAGAGGAGGCAGGGAGCGGGACGAAGACCGGCGAAGGGAGCGACGCGGUGAGGGAAGAAGCGGACGCCACGAUGAGGGAACAAGCGGGCGCCACGAUGAGGGAACAAGCGGACGCCAUGAUGACAGGGAGGCCGUCGGAAGAGGUGAACCUAGUGACAAAACUAGGAGGCCAGAUUCACGAGAGAAGGUGA
This is a messenger RNA of Cladophialophora psammophila CBS 110553, 879 nucleotides long. RefSeq lists its product as uncharacterized. The transcript has 2 exons. The record is from RefSeq and is a predicted model, not a curated record. Lineage: Eukaryota; Fungi; Ascomycota; Eurotiomycetes; Chaetothyriales; Herpotrichiellaceae. Bases 1 to 879 code for a protein of 292 amino acids.